This is a messenger RNA of Anopheles coluzzii, 5434 nucleotides long. RefSeq lists its product as uncharacterized. Gene Ontology annotation, biological process: regulation of transcription by RNA polymerase II. The transcript has 12 exons. The record is from RefSeq and is a predicted model, not a curated record. Lineage: Eukaryota; Metazoa; Arthropoda; Insecta; Diptera; Culicidae. Gene Ontology annotation, molecular function: RNA polymerase II cis-regulatory region sequence-specific DNA binding; DNA-binding transcription activator activity, RNA polymerase II-specific; zinc ion binding. Bases 79 to 5241 code for a protein of 1720 amino acids. Gene Ontology annotation, cellular component: nucleus.
UUUUGGUUGAGUUUGACAUUACUGCCCGCCGACUUUGGUUUACAAACAAAAUUCCCACCCAUUCGUUCGGGACUCGCCAUGGCAGAUGCCGUGCCGCAGCAGCAGCAAAUGCUGCAAAUCUGUCGGUUUUGUCUGUGCGAGAACGAAGAAAAUUUAGUCGCUAUCGAGGAUAUACUGAUGCUGACGCUCGCCAUCCAGGACGUGGUACGAUUCACGGGCAUUCAGAUUGAUGAGUACAACAAAUCAAUGUACUGCAUGUGUCUGGAGUGUAUUGAUAAAUUGAAAAGCUGUGCCGCCUUCCGGAACACCUGUCUGCGUAAUGAUGCUCUCUUCCAAGACCUUUGCUCAAUAAUGAAUAAGAGUGGCAAGGAGCUGCAAACGGAACCGGUGGAAAUCCCGUCCCAUCCCAUCGAUAGCAAUAAAAUCGUUGAACCCGUCGAAAGCGUUCAAACCCUCGAAACCGUUGAAACGGUAGAAUUAUCAGACAGCUCUGCAUACGAAACGACGGAUUGUGACGAUGCUUGGCAAGCACCCUUGGUUAAGAAGUCCAUCUGCGAACCUGCGCCAAAGCGACGCUACAAAAAACGCAACAUCGAUUACAGUCUCUACUGCCCCCCGCAGCAGCCCACCGUCUCCUGGAACGCGUUUGCGUACCGGACCACUGUCGAGCCGGGGGACGAUUUUACGUAUUCGGCCAACUACAUCACACCGGGGGAAAUAUCGUACGAGGAGGACGAUACGUCCGUCGAUUGGGAGAAUUGCCGCCUCAAUCCAGACUAUCCGCUGAUCGCUUACGAACGCCAGCGCGGCAUACGGAAGCUGCAUAUGUGUGAUAUAUGCGGCCUGCUGAUGCCACACCUUGCACCCCACAUGCUGACGCACGAGGAGGCCCACCUAGCCUGCCCGCACUGUCCGGUGAAGAUGAAGCAGAAAACUGGCUUAACGCAGCACAUCGAGACGGUGCAUCUUAAAACGGUCAAGAAAACGUGCCACCUCUGCGGCAAGGGUUUCGUACACCCUAAAACAUACCGAUAUCACAUGCGUGCCCAUCAAGACGCCGGUGAGUCGUUUCAGUGCCCGGUGUGCUCGAAGCAGUUCAUGCGCUCGAUUAGUCUGGAGGUCCAUAUAAAGAAAACGCACAGCCUAGUGGCGGCCUCAAAAUUUUGUCUGUGCCAGAAUGAGAAACUGCUCAUCCCGGUGCGGAAAACGCUAAAUUCUUCACUCGACCUGGACGACCUGGCACGGUUCACCGGAAUCGAGAUUAGCACGGAGCACUCUGCCCUGUACGUGAUGUGUCUCGAGUGUACCAGCAGGCUUAAAAAAUCGGCCGACUUUCGGAACUCGUGCAUCAGCAAUGACGCCCUCUUCCGGGAGCUGUUUUCCCUCCACAGUGCCGAGCCGGGCGAAGCCGAGUUCGUCGACGACAGUCCCGCGCAUAUCGUCAAGACGGAAGCGUUUGAAAUUGAAUUUGUCCUGCCGCAACACGACGAACAGACAACCACCGACUACGAACAGUCCGAGGAGGGGCAGGAACAGGAAGAGCGGCUAGAUUCCGGUGCAUCGGACGGCAGGGAACAGGCCGAAACGGCCAGCUGGGAACAGUGCGUCGAUAGUGUGGUGACAAUCAAAGCGAACAGUUUCAGCGAAGAGGAGGAGUACAUUGAUCAACCGUCGCCAUCGACGAGCGAGCAGAAAACGAAAGCUGUUUCCCGGCCGCGCGGCACCAAACCAACGCGCACGGGCAACCGCGCCAAGCAGCUGUGCGGGACUUGCGGCAAGCUGGUGAACAAUUUACCACGCCACAUACUGAGCCACAGGCAGGACGCGAAACGAGCGUGCCCUCACUGUCCCGUGGAAAUGGUCGAUCAUUCGAAUCUCCUACGGCACAUCGAAGCGGUCCAUCUGAAGAAGAUAGUGAAGACGUGCGAACAGUGUGGCAAAGGGUUUACGCACAACAAUACCUACAAAUCGCACAUGUGCCGCCGGAUUCCGCCUGCGAUGGAGAACGCACCGCAGCAAACGGUUUCUGUUUGUCGGUUUUGUUUGUGCGAGGACGCAGAAAAACUCAUCCCAGUGCUGGAGACAAUCAAUCCUACGCUUACAGUUGACGAUGUGGAACACUGCACCGGGCUACAGAUCGCAACGGACGACGAGCUAGCUUCCUGCGCAGUUUGCCUCGAAUGUACGGACGCACUGAAAUGUUCGGCCGACUUUCGCCGUACCUGCAUGUGCAAUGAUUCCCUGUACAAAGAGAUGCGGUUAACGCGGCUUACUAAAACGGACGAUUCAUGCGCCUUCGAUUUGGUGGAAGAGUAUUUGGAAAAUCCGGACGAGACUGCUGGCGAGCUGCAGGCAGUUGCCCUGAAACCGGACCAAGAAAUCAAACUCGAAUACGUCGACGAGGAAGAGAUUUACGGGAGGGCUAUACGAGUGUUAUCGGCCCAUGGUGAGGUUGGCUACUCUGCCAACUACAUUGAACCUGGCGAAACGAACCCGGAAAGCGAUGAGGCGUACUAUGCAACACCUCCAGCGAAUAUACCGAAGUACCAGCAAAGCAAAAAAGCUACGCACACCAGCAAAGAACGCAGAGCGCAGAAAAUGAAGCGAAAAAAGUCACUGUGCGAUAUGUGCGGCUCGGUCGUGAUCAACCUGCAGCGGCAUACGCUAAAUCACACGCAGGCAGUAAUGCACGGCUGUCCCUACUGUCCCAUCAAAAUGACGCAGAAAACCAACAUGGUGCAGCACAUUGAAACGGUGCACUUUAAAACGAUCGGCAAAACGUGCUGCAUUUGCGGGAAGGGCUUCGUGCAUCACAAAACGUACAGCUAUCACAUGCUCGAUGCGAAUAACCUACAGUACGCAAUUUGUCUCGAAUGCAUCAAUCAGCUGAAAAUCUCUGCCGACUUCCGGACGCGCUGCCUGAGCAACGAUGCACAGUUCCAGCAGCUGCACGACUUGCUGGUUGCAAGCGCGAACGACAUCGAAACCAAAGCAGAGGACGGGAAAAGCCAACUGUCCGAUCUUGACGAACCAUAUAUGAUGGCUGAGCUCGACAAUUUCGAUGAUAGAUCGACGGAGUACAGCGUCAACGAUCCCUUCCGUAGGGUGCAAGGGGAAUGUUCCUUCCUGGAGGAAUACUUGCUAGACUCAGAAUCCGACAGUGUAAGGGUGGAUGGCGGCCGCAGGACCAGCACUACCAAUCGCAGCAGCAGAACCGUUUCCGAACGCAUUGCGAAAGAUGACGAACAUUGGAACUCUGCCAACUAUAUCGCACCCGGUGAAGCGUUAAUCUCGGACGACGACGGCGUGUCGGACCUGGGGAACGGUGAAUGGAGCAGCUAUUACUGGCCAUCCAAUCCACUGAUCGUGCCGUACGAGCGGGAACGCGGCAAGCGAAAGCUGCACCUGUGCCACAUCUGUGGCAUCUUCGUGAAGGACUUUCCGAAGCAUGUGAUCAACCACGAGGACGACAUCACCGAGGCAUGCCCGCAUUGUCCGGUGCGAAUGAAGCAGAAAACUAACAUGAUAGCACACAUCCAAACGGUGCACCUGAAAACGAUAAGCAAAACGUGCGAAAUAUGUGGCAAGGGGUUCAUUCACCAUAAAACAUACAAAUAUCAUAUGCUGCUCCCAAUGGCAAACGUUCAGCCAGAUAUGUUGCAUUUGUGUCGAUUUUGCUUGUGCCCCAAUAAGGAACAAACGAUCGUUAUCGGUAAAACCUUAAGCUUUACCUUUACAAUCGCUGAUGUUCGACGGUCUACUGGAGUUUCGGUGAGCCGGCAGGAUGCAUUAAAACUUAGAAUAUGUUUUAAGUGUUUGGGCAGCGUGAAAAGUUCUACCGACUUUCGGCACGCAUGCAUACGCAAUGAUUCCACCUUCCGCGAACUGAGCGUUAGGGCAUCUUCAAAAGAAGAACCGGUCACUAGUGCACAAAAAGAACCGGUCAUUAGUGCACAAAAAGAACCGGGCAUUAGUGCAAAACAAGAACCGAUCAAACUCUUAUUCGCACCAAACACACCCGGCGCAGAUCCGUUGGAGUUGAAAAUUGAGAUUCUCGUCGAUAUCGAUAAAGAUAUUAAAACUGAACCGCUCGAGGAUGAUACAAACAUAACUGGACAGGAUUUGAACGCAGCAGUCCCGGUUAAUAUCAUACCCAAUGCAAACAUACCCGAUGUAGAUCCAUUGGAAGUGAAAGUUGAGACUCUCACCGAUAAAGAUAUAAAAACAGAACCGAAAGAGGAGGCCACAACCAUAGUCGGACAAGAUUUGAACGCCACAGUCCCAUCCGAAAAGGUCGCAGAAGAAGAAGAGUACAAAGCACCGUACUCGGCCAACAACGUCGAGUUGGGUGAACCGUUUUCCGAUGAUACUGACGAUGAGCUCCGGAAGCGGAAAAGAAGACCUCGAAGUAGCAAACCAGAAAGUUGGGAAAAGGUGUCUGUUCCCUCAGCAAAAGCCAACAAACAAACGCCAUGCGACAAUGGAGGUGGAGCAUUGAAACCUUCCAUGCCCAAGAAGCGUAAACAUUACAAGCGACCCUUAACGCUGUGUGAGAUUUGUGGCAAGGUGGUGGCCGAUUAUAAGGCACAUAUUCUAACCCACAAGGAGGCGGGGUAUUCGUGUCCCUUCUGUCCGGCUAAAGUGGCCCAUCCCGCAAACUUUGCGCGCCACGUUCAACAGGUGCACGAAAAGCGGAUCGUAAGGUCUUGCGAAUUGUGCGGCAAAGGAUUUAUUGCUACUAGUUCCCUUGUGUCCCAUAUGCGAUCUCAGCACGGCAUUGGAAAACUCCAUGAAUGCAGUAUGUGCUCUAGCAAAUUUAAACAUCCAAGUGGAUUGAAUAUGCACAUUCGAAAUGUCCAUCGUAGCGAUAUGCAUACGUGCGAGACUUGUGGCAAGAUUUUUAAAGUUCGAGAGGCGCUGCGCAGACAUUAUCGAACUCAUUCCUCGGAACAACCGUACGGGUGCAGACAAUGCACGAAGCGUUUCCGAUCUUCGUACGCCAGGACGAUACAUGAGCUUACACAUGCUGGCGUCGUUUUUCGCUGCACGCACUGCGAUAAGUCGUAUCGGUACAAAUCCCAACUCAUGUUACAUUUACGAAAAAGCCACCCUGAAAGUCAGACAGCUACAGAGCGAGCAAGCUCCGAAGAAGUGGAUCAAAACCCAGAAAUUGAGGUGCCGAUCAAAGAUGAGUUCCCAACCCGAAAGAAUGUACCAUCGAAGAAGAAAAAAUCUAAGUAGGGAAAAUCAAUUAAAAUAAGGACAUCUACUGUUUUCUGGACUGUGGCGUGGCUAUUUCAGUGAGCUCCGCUACUUUUAUUAUGCCUCCUUAUUUUACAUACAGAAUGGUUUUGAGACAUGUACAAAUCAACUUUUAGUUGUGUCUAUCUAAAUAUAGAACAAUAAAAUAAAAUAAAGCUGCUCUAUAAUAAUA